AUGGAAUACAUUUCCAGCAGUUUUGUGAGAAAUUUGUGGGGAUGUUCUUAUGCCGAUUGGUGCUAUGUUGCUUCCAGAAGGGCUUUGGGUGGCAUUUUGUUGAUGUGGGAUAGAAGGGUGGUCAUGAAGAUAGAGGGGCUUAUGGAUCUCCCCCUUGCGGGAGGGACGUUUACAUGGUCUAACACCUACUCUCGGUCUAGGAUUGACCACUUCUUAGUUUCUCUGGAAUGGGAAGUCAGAUAUCCUGCUCUUAUUCAAAAGAGGAUGCUUAGAUUGUGUUCGAAUCAUUUUUCCAUCUUGCUUGAUUGCGAUUGCAUGCUUAGGAGUAAGAGGCCUUUCAAAUUUGAGAAUAUGUGGUUGAAAGCUUAUGGGUUUGUGGAUAGGCUUAAGGCUUUAAAGGCGAAUAUCAAAAGAAGAAAUGAGCAUGAAUUUGGCAAUGUGAGUGCUCUUUGCAAAGAGAAAGCUGAAGAAUUGACGGCUAUGGAUAGAUUGGAGGAAGGGAGAGAUUUAGGAGAAGAAGAGAAGGAAAGAAAAAGGGUGAUUAUUAGUGAGUUGGAGACUUCUCUUUUACAAGAGGAAUUCAGUUGGAGACAAAAAUCUAGGGUCCAAUGGCUUAAGGAGGGUGAUAAGUGCUCUAAGUUUUUCCAUCGGAUUUCCAAUUCGAAUAGAAGAUGCAAUUCCAGUGAGUCUCUAUCUAUCAAUGAUUCUCCUUCAUCCAAUCAAACCGUCAUUAGGGACCAAGUUGUUCAAUUCUAUGAGUCUUUGUUCUCUGAACGUUGUAGGUGGAGGCCUAGGUUGGAUAAUCUUGAUUUUGAUUCUUUGGAAGCGGGUGAGGCCGAUCAGCUAGAAGUUCCUUUUGAGGAAAGGGAGGUUUUGGAGGUGGUGAAAGGCAAAGGUUCCAGGUCCGGAUGCCUUCUCUAUGGCAUUCUUCCAAGAUUGCUGGGAAGUGAUCAAGGAAGACAUUAUGGCGGUUUUUUCAGAUUUUUAAGUUCGUGGAUGAGAAGGGUUGUGGAUAGGGUGAUCUCAAAGCCUCAGAAUGCGUUCGUUAAAGGUAGGCAAAUCAUGGACUCGGUUCUUAUUGCGAGUGAGUCCUUGGAUAGUCGUAUUAGAUAUGGUGAACCGGGGUUGUUUUGUGAACUGGAUAUGGAGAAGACUUAUGAUCAUAUUGAUUGGAAAUUUCUUUUGUAUUUACUCAAGAGGCGUGGGUUUGGUGAGAAAUGGUGUUCUUGGAUAGAGCAUUGUAUAUCAACUAAGCUCUCGAGGGUUGAGGCAGGGGAUCCUUUGUCUCUGUUUCUAUUUGUCGUUGUUAUGGAGGUGCUUAAUAGGAUGAUUGCCUCUUCUAUCGAUAGUGGUUUUAUCUCGGGCUUUUCAGUGGGAGUUAGACUGUCUGAGAGGGUUAACAUCUCUCACAUCUUGUUUGCAUAUGAUACUUUGGUUUUCUGUGGGGCGAAUCUUGAUCAAGUUCGCUCCAUUAAAGCCUUACUUGUUGCUUUGAAGCUGUUUCUAGUUUGA
This is a messenger RNA of Corylus avellana, 1512 nucleotides long. The record is from RefSeq and is a predicted model, not a curated record. Lineage: Eukaryota; Viridiplantae; Streptophyta; Magnoliopsida; Fagales; Betulaceae.